Pelobates fuscus (common spadefoot toad) is the source of this 3320-nucleotide messenger RNA. RefSeq names its product leucine rich repeat neuronal 2 (gene LRRN2). Gene Ontology annotation, molecular function: protein binding. The transcript is spliced from 2 exons. The coding region runs from base 376 to 2481 and encodes 701 amino acids. Gene Ontology annotation, cellular component: extracellular matrix. The record is from RefSeq and is a predicted model, not a curated record. NCBI's taxonomy places the organism in Eukaryota, Metazoa, Chordata, Amphibia, Anura, Pelobatidae.
UCUUCCAAAGAGGAGAGAGGGAGAGCAGAGUCUGCAGUGCCAGAGAAAGAGGGCAGUGUGUGUCACUGGAGGACUGGACUUGUCCACAGGAUCUGUAAGCUUGGAGGGGGGAGGAUAUUUCACCCACCCAGAGACUAUAUGAAUAAUCAGACAGAGGAAGGCAUUGAGAUACUGCAGCUGGAAGUGUAUCCAUGGGAAGUUAUCAAGACGUGGAAGGACUGAAUUAUGUCAUCAAUUUCAAAGAAAGGAAAAGCCCACUGGCUUCAAGUCAGAAGAGUGGUGUUAACGCAGACAGCUGCUGACUGAAUUGACAGAGCAUAGUACUACCUUCUCCAAUUUGAUUUUUAACAUAGAAUUUUCCUGUACAAACCACCGAUGGGGAGAGACGGCUGUGAAAUUUUUCUUGGGUACAGAAUGGGACUUCUUGGGUUGGAGUUGGUUCUUUUAUGGGCAUCGUCCGCUCUAGCUGCCAUCCCGGCUGUACCCUGGAAGGUUGCAUGUCCGUCACAAUGUGUUUGCCAGAUACGCCCCUGGUACACUCCAAGGUCAGCUUAUAGAGAAGCCAAUACUGUGGACUGCAAUGACCUGUUUGUUUCAGAAGUUCCAGGUGGCCUUCCAGCAGGAACUCACACUCUUCUUCUCCAAAGCAACAAUAUUGCACACUUGGAGCAGCAAGAAUUAGGCUACCUUAAAAACCUAACAGAGCUUGACUUAUCCCAGAACAGUUUCUCAAGCAUUCAAGACUUCAAUGCAAGACACCUGCCUCAGCUAGUCAGCCUUCAUCUUGAAGAGAACCAAUUAUGUCAGUUGCCUGACCAUAGCUUUUCUGGACUGGAGAGUCUGGAAGAGUUGUAUCUUAACCACAACCAACUGUCAUACAUCUCCCCCAAAGCCUUUUCUGGCCUGCAACAUCUGCUUCGUCUGCACCUCAAUUCCAACCUACUGACAAGUCUAGAUAACCGUUGGUUUAGGGAGUUGCCAGCUCUUGAAGUAUUAAUGGUAGGCGGAAACAAAGUGUGCUCCAUCCAGGAUAUGAAUUUCCAUCAACUUUCGAACCUUAGAAGCCUUGUCUUGGCUGGUAUGGGACUGAAAGACAUAUCGGACUUUGCUCUUGAAGGGCUAGUAAACUUGGAAAGUCUCUCUUUCUAUGAUAAUAAACUGGUAGAGGUUCCCAAGAAAGCUCUACAGAGGGUGACAAGCUUGAAGUUUUUGGACCUCAACAAGAACCCAUUAAGCAUCAUUCAACAAAAAGACUUUGCUGAUAUGGCCCAGCUUAAGGAGCUGGGAUUAAACAGCAUGGAAGAACUGGUAUCAAUAGAUGAACUGGCACUUAUAAACCUACCAGAACUCACUAAAUUAGAAGUCACAAACAAUCCUAAACUUUCUUUUAUCCAUCCAAGAGCUUUUCAAAAACUGCCUCGCAUGGAAACACUUAUGCUUAACAAUAAUGCUCUAAGCUCUCUACACAGGGAGACUGUAGAGUCACUUCCUAACUUGCAGGAAAUUGCAAUGCAUGGAAAUCCAUUGCGAUGUGACUGUGUUAUUCGUUGGGUAAAUGCCACUGCCCCCCAUGUCAGAUUCAUGGAACCUCAAUCAACACUAUGUGCAGAGCCUCCAGAAUUACGUCGCACACAGCUUCGACUAGUUCCUUUUCGAGAAAUGAGUGACCGUUGUCUGCCCCUUAUCCCUGUCCCAACCUUCUCACCUAGGGUACGGGCUUCCAGUGGACAGAGUGUAACCUUACACUGUCGAGCACUGGCAGAACCUGAGCCACAGAUAUACUGGGUCACACCUUCUGGAGAGCAGUUAGGAGUAUCUGCAGAGUGGGGUGGCUAUAGGGUAAAAGAGGAGGGGACGCUGGAGAUACAGGUAGUGUCAUCAGCUCACGCAGGACUAUACACUUGUGUAGCACAAAAUUUGGUGGGAGCUGAUUACAAGAGUGUCCAUCUAAUGGUAAACCAGCUAUACCCAUCUAGAGAUGACCCUGUCCAAUUACGAGUGGGGGAAGUAGGUGAACGUCAUUUGUUGCUAUCUUGGAUUCCACCUCUCAAUGCACUAGGAUGCAGCUUACGAUGGAGCUGCUUAACCCCAGGUGCCAGUGUGGAAAGGGCAAGGCUACCCGUGGGACGAAAUUCUUACAAUGUCACCAGACUCCUGCCAGGAGAGGAAUGCAGGGUAUGCCUGCGGGUAUCUAUUUUGGGAGGCCGGGUGAAAACGGCAUGUGCCAGUGCCAGGACUAGGGAAAGUGGCACAGGCUAUAGAUAUAGAGGACAAAGAGCGCUGUUGGCACUUGUUUUCUGCUUCCUGCUCAUUUUAGUUGGGUUACUUGCACGCUAUCAUCAUGGUACCAGAUCUGCUGCCUUUUCUUCAUGGGCUCACUCUGGAAGAGUUAUCUACCCACCAGUCAUACACCAGUGGGACCAGAGCAAAAAGGAAGAGCACCUGUCAAGCAUUAAUGUUCCAGCCACCAGUCUGUGCUAAUGAACCGUAAACAAAGUUGCGUCAGAGACUGUCACCCAGACAAAAGGAGAAAAGCAGAGAUCAAGAUGUGCAAGCAGUGCCUUGGGAGAGAGUGAAGAGGGGGAGAAAGCCUUAAAAUCUCCAAGCAGAGGCAACAAGGCAAACUAGCUAUGUGGGCACAAAGACUUGUACAGAUACAAGUGCACCCAAAAAUACAUGAUUAUUUACAGAGAACUAUAUCUACAAAGAGAAAGAGAAAAUGGAAUACAUAUGGGUACAUGUAUACAGGAGCUAGCUGCACAUGCACAGAUAAAUACUCAUUCUGUACCUCUACAACACACAUUCAAUACACAUACAUGUAUAAAUCUUCUUAUUUGCCAACGUGUACAAAUACAUACACAAAGACAUCUUGCAAACUUUAAACAUGUCAAUCACAUGCCUGUACACUGUGCUACAGGUGAACUGUGAUGUUUGUGCUACACAAAUGCUGUGAUCUUUUGCUGUGAUUAUAUCCCUUCACUUUUCCUGUAAUCCUUAAGUUGCAAUUCUUGGGGUGAAUACUUUGAAGAACAGAUCAUACAUUAUCCAAUGGUAUGGGACAGCUAGAUGGUGGGAACAAAAGUACCCCAAUUGUGAACUGCACCCCUGAGAAAAGCAGUAUCCCUCCCUUUAUGCCCAGUUUAAUAGGAAGCAGGUGAAGCAGGAUCCACUGUUAGGCUUUGACAACUUGGAACAAAAGGGAAGUCUGAAGACUUGGCAGAUCUAGCCGUUAGGCAGCAAUUGCCUUUACAGCCUUCCCAGAUCUAAUGUACAAUUGUGAUUGUUAUAAUAAAGCUAUGAGAAGCAUUUAUAAUUGUCAA